Lodderomyces jiufengensis is the source of this 615-nucleotide messenger RNA. RefSeq lists its product as uncharacterized. The transcript has a single exon. Lineage: Eukaryota; Fungi; Ascomycota; Pichiomycetes; Serinales; Debaryomycetaceae. The coding region runs from base 1 to 615 and encodes 204 amino acids. Gene Ontology annotation, molecular function: phosphatidylinositol-3-phosphate binding. Gene Ontology annotation, cellular component: endosome. The record is from RefSeq and is a predicted model, not a curated record.
AUGAGUAAAAAUAAAAAUCAAUCAAAUAACAAUGACACAACAAGAAACCAAAGAUCAAAUACAAUUACCAAGCUCAAGAACAUACUACCAGCACCAAUAGAAUUAAAUAAUGGAGAAUCAUUAGAAAGUCAUAAACAAAACCAUAAGAGUCACAUUACAGAUGUAAGAAUAGGUGAUCAUCAUUUAAUAAAGGGAGAUUAUGGAUCAUCUUAUAUAGUAUGGCAAAUUAAAAUUACAAUAAAUGAUUUAGAUUUUUCAUCUAUAAUUUUAUAUAAACGAUAUAGCGAAUUGCUUCAAUUUUAUAAUGAAUUGAGAGUGAAAUACAACAAAACAGCAGAUUCCAAAAGAAAGAAAUCGAAAAAUCGAGUAAUUAAUGAAAUAGAAGAUGAAAUAAUAGAUCUAGAAGAGGAAUACGAUGAUACAUCAAACCUAAACAUUAUAAUACCAAGUCUACCACCAAAAGAUUCAUUAAGUUUUGAUAGGUUUAUUAUAAGUAAAAAUUGGCUAGAAGAAAGAAGAAAAGGGUUGCAGUGGUUUUUAAGUUCAAUAUUGUUGGAUCCAAUUUUACAAAAUGAUCCAAUUGUUAAGAAAUUUGUAUUAGAUGAAUCUAAGUAA